Molecule: messenger RNA, 366 nt
Organism: Oldenlandia corymbosa var. corymbosa
Lineage: Eukaryota; Viridiplantae; Streptophyta; Magnoliopsida; Gentianales; Rubiaceae
Source: the annotation of a GenBank genome assembly
AUGAAAGGCGGGAAGAUCAUGACUGUGGUGGCGGUGGUGCUGGUGGCGAUGGCGGUGGCUGCCGCCGGAGACACGGUGCAAGACGACUGCGCCAAGGAGUUCCCGAAGGUGACGACAUGCCUGACGUUUGCGACGGGGAAGGCGGACACGCCGACCAAGGAAUGUUGCGGGUCGGUAUCCGACUUGAAGCAGCGGAAGCCGGUGUGUUUGUGCUACAUCAUCCAGCAGAUCCACGACGGCACUAAUCCCCAGAUCAAGAGCAUGGGGAUCCAGGAGGGGCGUUUGCUUCAGUUGCCUUCUGCCUGCAAGUUGACCAACGCCAGCUCCGCCGAGUGCCCUAGUAACGUACAAGAGAGGAUAACGUAA